CUUGAUCUUGGAUGGAAUGACGGAACAGAAGGUGCGAGAGACACUCUCUUCGCAGCCACUGUUCCGAACCCAUCGAGGAGUCUCAGUCUGUCAACCAACAGCGGAACCAGAAGACGCUUCGAGUGUAAGAGUGCUUUGUAUCGGCUGUCCCAUUGUAAGUCGAUCUCGUGGAUACCGUACCGGUACUGGCAAUCGAGACGAGAAAUAGAAGACGUCGUACCACGAGAAGAGACAAUAUAUUUUUGGUUGGACCCUAUUGCUACCGUAGCUGGCUAGUAGUCUACAUCGUGUUUGCGCGACACAACCGGACAACAAGAACCGGAUUCGAUUGAUUCGCUCGAGGGAACCCCACAGCUACAAGCCAUUUUUGUUUCGUAGGUAAUCAUUGUCAUGUCUGCCAUUCUCGUCAACAACAAUGGCAAAGACACUGCAGCAGCAAUAAGAGAAGCCGAAUUAAAGGCGGCGCCAACAACGGUCAGUCCUGCUUCCGAACCCCAAGGAUGCAAUAACACCCCCAAGAUUCUUGUAGCAGAAGGAACAACAACAACAACAAUGGAAAGCGUUCCCCAAGUAGAGAGCAAAAAUAAGGAGAAAGAAGACACGAGCAAUAGUAAAGCGGAAGAAGACUCGAGCAAGAGUAAUGCGGAUGAAGACAGAAUGGCAGAUGUCACAGGCUUGGCGCCACCACCACCACCACCAGCCAAACAAGCCAAAACGAUGGAAAGUGCUCCACAAGUAAAGAACAAAAAUAGUGUGGAAGAAGAUGCAAGCGACAGCAAUUUGGAAGAAGAUGCGAGCAAGAGUAACAUGGAUGAAGACAGUACGGAAUCAACCUCAAUCUUGGCGCCAACGCCAGCCAAAGAAGCCAAAACGAUAGAGACUGCUGCACAAGCCGAGAGCAACAGCAACGGGGAAGAAGGUGAUAGCAAGACUGAUGUGGAAAACGAUGUUGUGCUACUAGCGAGCACAAGCGAAGCAUCAACAGAACCAAGACCACAAGUUCCCGAGCUGCGAGACUUUGACGCCAAGAUGCAACGGUUGAUUGCCUUCAAGGAAAAGUAUCUCACGUUCGUCGUCAAACCAAGUCAGCUUCCAGAAUACAAGGACCUGGAUGAGUGGGCGACUUGGAUCCGGCACUAUAAAAAAUCCUUGUCACCAGAGCAACUUUGCCAAUUGUACUCGAUUAAAUUCAAAUGGAGUGAGCCCGGAAAACAGGUUGGCAAGAGCCAACAACGAUGGGAAAUCAUGUUUGCAAAAUUGGAAAAUUACAAGCAACGAUAUGGAGAUUGUUUGGUACCGGUCCGAUGGAAGGAAGACCCUGCACUGGGAAAAUGGGUCUCUCGGCAACGAGACACCAAUAAUUGCAGAUAUCUCUCCGACGAACGAAAAGCCCGUCUGGAUGGCAUUGGUUUCACGUGGAAUGCCAAGUUUUUGGGCAGUCAAAUGGAGGUCCGACCAAGUCCCGUCGAAGGUUCCAUUCCAGCGAAACAACAACAAAAGAAAAAGCAGGCCGCGGCAACCCACGACAUUUCCAAAAUCUACGAUAUUUUGAAAAAACCCAAGCCCAAAAAACCCAAGCCCACCAAAGCCAAGCCCACAAAACCCAAGGCAGCACCCAAGGUAGCACCAAAGACAGCGCCCAAGAAAGCACCGGAGGAAUGCAAGGAAGGCACAGAUUAUGAGUGGGAGGCCCAGUUUGAAAAACUGUUGCACUUCAAGAACAAACAUGGCCACACGAACGUUCCUCAACCUGUCACAGCUGAUCCAGAGUUUGGUGCAUGGGUGCGUGCACAGUGUCAUGACUUGAGGCAGCGGACUACACUCCAGCAAUAUCGAAGAUUUUGGAGUCUAGAGGGGAUUGGAUUCAACUUUGAUCAAUAUACCAGUUCGCCGGAUGUGGAGGCUCCCCGAUGCGGAGUCAGUUGUCCUACUGGUUUAAAGGAAGACACCCCGAACCCCGGAGCCGCAACAGUAACUCCAACAGGCGGCAAGGCGCCCCCAGGGAAAUGCAAUGUUUCUACUGGUAUCAAUGCCAACAGCAAGAGCUGCACAUUACCAACCACCGCACCAACCACCAGUGAGAAGGCUUCCAUAGUCAAUGUUAGUAUUGGUAGAAAAUCUGAGGCAGAGGGCACUGUUGCAGCAACAAAAACAAGCACAAAAACCCCGACAAGUGGGAAGGCUCCCCAAGGUAAACUCGGCGUUAGUACCGGUAUAAAAACCAGCGGCAAGAGCUCUUUGGGGGAAAUGGUGAUGAUGACGAUCUCCACUGCUCCAAAGUGUCAGAAGACUUCCCAAAGGAAACGUGCUUCUAGUGUUCUUCCUGGCAAAAAAACUGAGGCUCAGGGCAGCAUUGUAUCGAGAACUACAAUCAGCAACAGUUCAACAGCCAAGCGGGCAGAGGCUGAGAGUCCCGCUCGGCAUGACACGAAGCAGUUACCGGUAGUUACACCGACAAACGUACCGAUCAUGAAUCGUGUCCUAAAAGGUAUGGAGACAACUGGCGGGAACGGUCCCUCGUCACUGGAGAUUCGCAACAAGGAGGAAUCCAAGCAUGCCAACCAUGAAACAAUGGAUUCCAAGCAAGUCAACAAUGAACUGGUACCGGUAGAAUCCAAGCCAAGCAACAUUGAAGCGGUAGAAACGGCUCGACAGGGAGCCGUCGAGCCUUCUUGGAAUGUACUAUCCCAAGGACGCUACGACCCCGACGGCUGGGACAGCUUGCAAGCCCAGAGGGAAAUAUCUUUCCUGGAGCGACAGCAUGAAAAGGCAACUCCUGUUCGACGCAAUUUUUUGCCUUUUCAGCAGCCCUUGCCAAACAGUCGGGACGCGGCCAUGCUUCCAGACUUCGACUCAAUGCCCUCAUCACAACAACCGUAUUCUGCAAACCUAAACCGACAAAAGCCAAACAAUAUCGAUGCAGCAACGAUUCCAGAGAGUCAACCGUUUAACCUGCCGCCUUCAAGGGUGAUCGAAGCACCUCAGUCGGCAGGAAACAACGCACCAAAGCCGCCCUCUGCACCCAAGAAACGACGUCGGCACAAGAACGAAGAGGCGCGCUCGUUUGCUGCGGCUUGCAAGGCUCGUAUGCGUCAGCAACAAAAGCGGCGCCGUACUCUAACGUAGCUCUCCUGUUGGGAUAGAAUGUCACCACGGAAGCUGUCGGCUGCUGGCCCUGACUUACACUAGUAAACCCCUUCCUCAGUCCGUAUUCUUCUGUGAUAGCUAGUAGCAACGCUGGAGUGGAGGUCCCGGCGUUAGUCCAGGAGUGGUGAGUCAAUGUUCAGGUAUGAGAUUGGGCCAGGUGUUGGAUGGGGUAGGCCCAGGACGGGGUCAGUGAUUGAUCCAGUAGUGGGGAGUUACGAGUUCUGUACCCUAUCGGUAUCUCUGGACUGUGGUGCUUGUGUCAUGACAUAAUCCCGCAAGUAAGAACUGGCUGGCUACCAGUACCAUGUAAUUGCCUUGGAGGAGCUGCCGGGCCCACCGGAGGCCAAACGAUGAUUCAAUCAAAUGGAUCUGAUCUACUUCUGUCAGUAGGCGCUUUGGGUAUGCUCUUUGGCCAACAACGGAUCAGUUCCUGGCACGCAGACCAUCACAACGAACACAGCACCAAGAAUGCUUCUCUUUUGGCUGCUUUCGAGACCAUUUCCAUCAGAGGUCACGUUUCCCAAGCCCCACCUCAUGUUUGAUCUACAGGCGACCAUGCGGAAGUGUAUUAGUUUGUUUUUGGGCUGGCGUUGGUUGCUACCCUUCUCCAUAGCAAAGGUAUGCUUUAGCCCAUACGGGGGAGGGGUACUAGUAUCGGUACCGUAGGGACCUGUGGUGGUUGGUAACCUUCCUGCUAGAGGGCUUACGAAUCAAUCGAUUUCAUGUAUUCUUCGUGUUGACUUCCAUUUCUAGUAUU
Seminavis robusta is the source of this 3904-nucleotide messenger RNA. The record is from the annotation of a GenBank genome assembly. NCBI's taxonomy places the organism in Eukaryota, Bacillariophyta, Bacillariophyceae, Naviculales, Naviculaceae.